GUAAUUAAUUUUAAUGUAACCCUAGAGCGUCAAGUUGUGGGACUCCGAGGCUACCCGAUGCCGCCUGUCGCUACUCUCGCGACCUUCAGCCUUCCCGUUGCGUUCUUUUAUUACUUCAAUGUCGGCGUCGGUAGCGGCUUUCUCGGCUUUCCCUACGUUCUCUUUCAUUCCGGCCUGCUGGCGGGCGUCGUCGCGCUACUCACCGUCGCUUUCUUUUCAGCAGUCACCGCAUUGUGGAUCGUAGAAGCGACAUUCCGAGGACAGGUUGUGUUACAUUCCGCACAAAACGACAGUGAGAGGACCUUCAGCUCGUCGUCCGAUCAUGAUGAUGAGAUGUCAAACAGAAAGCUAGAAAUCAACGAACUGUGUGCAUUAUUCGUCGGCAAUUGGGCGCGCGUUUUCUUCACCAUCAUCAUCUCUAUAUCCGUGCCACUCAUACUGUGGGCAUACGGAGCCCUUGCUGCCAGCGCCUGGUCGUCAAACAUUCCAUUCGACUCGUCGACGUUCGGACAAUGUGACGACGCUGACUUUCGAGGCCAUCAACGUCCGAGCAACGAGAGAUGUUGGAAUAGUUACGCUCUCUGUGUUCUCUUCUUUGGCUGCAUUGUCGUUCCAUUGUCGUGUAUGGAGAUCAAAGAGCACAAAGUCAUGCAGCUUGUUCUCGGGGCGGUUCGCUUUGUUAUGAUCGUUUCGAUGUCUAUCUACUCGCUUGUUGGUGAGAUUGAGCAUCUAGAGUGUGUAGAGACGAGGUCGUCACGUGCACAGCCCAACAGGACGGUCGAUGAAUGCAGAGAAGUGUGGACUUCGUUUCAUAUUGAGCGUUGGAUUGUGGUGUUUCCUGUCACGUCGUAUGCCUAUAUUUUGCACUUUGCUAUUCCAACUUUGAUGCAGCAGACUCGAGACAAGAAACGUUCAGGCGUACUGGUAAUCGCUGUUUUUGUGGUGACCACGUGUCUCUACGUGCUAGUUGGUGUGUCAGUUGCUGUCAGAUACAAAGAUCAAGUUGUGGAGACGUGCUCUCUCUCAUGGAUUCCAAUGACUAAGUCAAGCCAUUCUUUUAUUGAGAGGUCGUACGCGUAUCUUGUCGUACUGUAUCCGUCAUUGGACAUUCUGUCCGCCUACCCUCUCAUUGUCACCUUCCUGACCAACAUUCUUCUCGCUGAUUACAAACAACUAACAAAAACUCAACCGACAAAAUCAAUGCGCAUCGUCGGCCGUUUCAUCAUCGCCACCGUUCCUCUCAUCGGCGCUCUGUUUCUCUCCAAUCUCGUGCAAGUCACAACAUAUACGGGCAUUCUGAGUGUCAGCAUCUACCUACUUUCUGCUCUCAUUCAGUACAAAUCAAAACGAUUACUCUCUGCUAUGAAGACAAAAAACGAUUUAGUUACAAAUUGUAGUGACGACGAGGAACCAUUGAUAUCAACUUCUUUGUCAGUAAAGAGUCAAUCUUCGAACGUUUUUGGGGGUAACGUCAUGGUGGGUCUCUCUGUCGUGUUUGCAUUAUGGCUGGCAGCUGCUACCAUUGGCUCAUGGUUUGUAUGAAUAAGUAUUAGUAGUUAGUUGAAUGGUUUAUAGAUGUGGGCCUGGCUGAGUGAACAAAGGGCUGAGAUGGUGCUGCUAUUUCUUAGUAUUUUUAUUAAUAUUUAAUAUAAUUAA
This is a messenger RNA of Corticium candelabrum, 1656 nucleotides long. RefSeq lists its product as uncharacterized. The record is from RefSeq and is a predicted model, not a curated record. The coding region runs from base 58 to 1542 and encodes 494 amino acids. Lineage: Eukaryota; Metazoa; Porifera; Homoscleromorpha; Homosclerophorida; Plakinidae. The transcript is spliced from 3 exons.